Messenger RNA from Erinaceus europaeus (western European hedgehog), 3270 nucleotides. RefSeq names its product transient receptor potential cation channel subfamily M member 8 (gene TRPM8). Gene Ontology annotation, molecular function: ligand-gated calcium channel activity. The transcript has 23 exons. Bases 1 to 3270 code for a protein of 1089 amino acids. Gene Ontology annotation, cellular component: membrane. NCBI's taxonomy places the organism in Eukaryota, Metazoa, Chordata, Mammalia, Eulipotyphla, Erinaceidae. Gene Ontology annotation, biological process: calcium ion transmembrane transport. The record is from RefSeq and is a predicted model, not a curated record.
AUGUCAUUCGAGGGUGCCAGGCUCAGCAUGCGGAACCGGAGGAAUGGCACCAUGGACAGCACUCGGACCCUGUAUUCCAGUGCCUCCCGGAGCACCAACGUGUCCUACAAUGACAGCGAUCUGGCGAAUUUUAUUCAAGCAAAUUUUAAGAAACGGGAAUGUGUCUUCUUUACCAAAGAUUCCAAGGCCACGGAAAACGUGUGCAAGUGUGGUUAUGCCGAGAGCCAGCACAUAGAGGGCACUGAAAUCAACCAGAACGAGAAGUGGAAUUACAAGAAGCACACCAAGGAGUUUCCCACCGACGCCUUUGGGGACAUUCAGUUUGAGAGUCUGGGGAAGAAGGGGAAGUACAUCCGCCUUUCUUGCGACACGGACGCCGAGACCCUGUACGAGCUGCUGACCCAGCACUGGCACCUGAAGACGCCCAACUUGGUCAUUUCAGUCACUGGCGGUGCCAAGAACUUCGCCCUGAAACCGCGCAUGCGCAAGAUCUUCAGCCGCCUCAUCUACAUCGCUCAGUCCAAAGGUGCGUGGAUACUCACUGGGGGGACCCACUAUGGUCUGAUGAAGAACAUCGGGGAGGUGGUGAGAGACAACACCAUCAGCAGGAAGUUGGAGGAGAACAUUGUGGCCAUUGGCAUCGCGGCCUGGGGCAUGGUCUCCAACAGGGACACCCUCAUCCGGAACUGUGACACUGAGGAGUACUUCUCAGCUCAGUACAUCAUGGACGACUUCAAGAGGGACCCUUUGUACAUCCUGGACAACAACCACACGCACCUGUUGCUGGUGGACAAUGGCUGCCACGGCCACCCUGCGGUGGAGGCGAAGCUCCGGAACCAGCUGGAGAAGUACAUCUCCGAGCGCACCAUCCAAGAUUCCAACUACGGUGGCAAGAUCCCCAUUGUGUGCUUUGCUCAAGGAGGUGGGAAAGAGACUUUGAAAGCCAUCAACACCUCUGUCAAGAGCAAGAUCCCUUGUGUGGUGGUGGAGGGCUCGGGGCAGAUAGCUGACGUGAUCGCCAGCCUGGUGGAGGUGGAGGACAUCCUGACCUCCUCCAUCAUCAAGGAGAAGCUGGUGCGCUUCUUGCCACGCACGGUGUCCCGGCAGCCUGAGGAGGAGACUGAGAACUGGAUCAAGUGGCUCAAAGAGAUUCUCGAAAGCUCUCACCUCCUAACAGUGAUUAAAAUGGAGGAAGCUGGGGACGAGAUUGUGAGCAACGCUAUUUCCUACGCUCUUUACAAAGCCUUCAGUACCAACGAGCAAGACAAAGACAACUGGAGCGGGCAGCUGAAGCUGCUGCUGGAGUGGAACCAGCUGGACCUGGCCAACGAUGAGAUUUUCACCAACGACCGGCGCUGGGAGUCGGCAGACCUCCAGGAGAUGAUGUUCAUGGCCCUCAUCAAGGACAGACCCAAGUUCGUCCGUCUCUUCCUGGAGAACGGCUUGAACCUGCGGCGCUUCCUCACCAACGACGUGCUCACCGAGCUCUUCUCCAACCACUUCAGCACUCUGGUCUACCGGAACCUGCAGAUUGCCAAGAACUCCUACAACGACACCCUCCUCACCUUCGUCUGGAAGCUGGUGGCUAACUUCCGCAGAGGCUUCCGGAAAGAAGACCGGAACAGCAGGGACGAGAUUGACAUAGAGCUGCAUGAUGUGUCUCCCAUCACCCGACACCCCCUGCAGGCUCUCUUCAUCUGGGCCAUUCUUCAGAACAAGAAGGAGCUCUCCAAAGUUAUCUGGGAGCAGACCAGAGGCUGCACCCUGGCGGCCCUGGGGGCCAGCAAGCUGCUGAAGACGCUGGCCAAGGUGAAGAAUGACAUCAAUGCAGCCGGAGAGUCGGAGGAGCUGGCCAAUGAGUAUGAGACACGUGCAGUGGAGCUGUUCACAGAGUGUUACAGCAAUGACGAGGACCUGGCAGAGCAGCUGCUGGUCUACUCUUGCGAAGCCUGGGGCGGCAGCAACUGCCUGGAGCUGGCGGUGGAGGCCACGGACCAGCACUUCAUCGCUCAGCCCGGGGUGCAGAAUUUCCUUUCCAAGCAGUGGUAUGGAGAGAUCUCUCGGGACACCAAGAACUGGAAGAUCAUCCUGUGUCUGUUCAUCAUCCCCUUGGUCGGCUGCGGCUUCGUGUCAUUCAGGAAGAAGCCGGUGGACAAGCACAAGAAGCUGCUGUGGCACUACGUGGCCUUCUUCACCUCGCCCUUCGUGGUCUUCUCCUGGAACGUGGUCUUCUACAUCGCCUUCCUGCUGCUCUUUGCAUACGUGCUGCUCAUGGACUUCCACGCCGUCCCGCACCCGCCCGAGCUGGCGCUGUACGUGCUGGUCUUCGUGCUGUUCUGCGACGAAGUGAGACAGUGGUACAUGAACGGUGUGAAUUACUUCACUGACCUGUGGAACGUCAUGGACACGCUUGGCCUGUUUUACUUCAUAGCGGGGAUCGUCUUCCGGCUCCACCCCUCCGACAAGACCUCUCUGUACUCGGGCCGGGUCAUCUUCUGCCUGGAUUACAUCAUCUUCACGCUGAGGCUGAUCCACAUCUUCACGGUCAGCAGGAACCUGGGCCCCAAGAUCAUCAUGCUGCAGAGGAUGCUGGUCGAUGUCUUUUUCUUCCUGUUCCUCUUCGCCGUGUGGAUGGUGGCCUUUGGUGUGGCCAGGCAGGGCAUCCUGCGGCAGAACGAGCACCGCUGGACCUGGAUCUUCCGCUCAGUCAUCUACGAGCCCUACCUGGCCAUGUUUGGCCAAGUGCCCAGUGAUGUGGACAGCACCACCUACGACUUCUCGCACUGCACCUUCACGGGGAACGAGUCAAAGCCGCUGUGUGUGGAGCUGGACGAGCACAACCUGCCGCGCUUCCCUGAGUGGAUCACCAUCCCCCUGGUGUGCAUCUACAUGCUGUCCACCAACAUCCUGCUGGUCAACCUGCUGGUCGCCAUGUUUGGCUACACCGUGGGCAUUGUGCAGGAGAACAACGACCAGGUCUGGAAGUUUCAGCGCUACUUCCUUGUGCAGGAGUACUGUAACCGCCUCAACAUCCCCUUCCCCUUCGUGGUCUUUGCCUACUUCUACAUGGUGGUGAAGAAGUGCUUCGAGUGCUGCUGGAAGCACAAGAACCUGGAGUCUUCUGCUUGCUGCUUCAGGAAUGAAGACAAGGAGACGCUGGCGUGGGAAGGGGUCAUGAAGGAGAACUACCUUGUCAAGAUCAACACCAAAGCCAAUGAUGCCUCAGAGGAAAUGAGGCAUCGGUUUAGACAGCUGGAUACAAAGGUAUAG